Messenger RNA from Hypanus sabinus (Atlantic stingray), 2128 nucleotides. It is a transcript of the gene chaf1b, whose product is annotated as chromatin assembly factor 1, subunit B. The record is from RefSeq and is a predicted model, not a curated record. Gene Ontology annotation, molecular function: protein binding. The transcript has 14 exons. NCBI's taxonomy places the organism in Eukaryota, Metazoa, Chordata, Chondrichthyes, Myliobatiformes, Dasyatidae. Gene Ontology annotation, cellular component: CAF-1 complex; nucleus. Gene Ontology annotation, biological process: nucleosome assembly; DNA replication-dependent chromatin assembly. Bases 159 to 1883 code for a protein of 574 amino acids.
CUGGCGCGGAGCGCGCGCGGGAAAGUGUCCGGUGGCUGGCGGGCGGGCGGUUCGGAAGGUUGGCCCCGGCGAGUCAUUCAUUGUUCGCCGAGCGGCGAUCCACUCCGUCCCGGGGACCCGGCCAAGCGGCGUCCGCAACCCCCCCACGCCCGAGCGCCAUGAAGUUUGUCACCUGUGAAAUUGCGUGGCAUAACAAAGAACCCGUAUACAGCGUUGACUUCCAGCACGGACUGCACGGCAGAGUCGAUCGACUGGCCUCUGCAGGAGUUGACACUGCUGUCCGGAUAUGGAAGGUUGAGAAAGACGGAGAUGGGAAAGCAGUCAUAGAUUUUUUAUCCAAUCUAAUACGUCACACAAAGGCAGUGAACGUUGUGCGCUUCUCCCCUAACGGUGAAAUUCUUGCAUCGGGAGGUGACGAUGCACUAAUCCUCCUGUGGAAACUGAACAAUAACAAAGACAUCAAAGAACCAGAACAAAACCUAUUUGAAGAGGACAUUCAGUUAAAUAAAGAGAACUGGACAGUGCAUAAAACAUUAAGAGGGCACAUAGAAGACGUGUACGAUAUCUGCUGGACAACUGAUGGAAAUCACAUGGUGUCUGGAUCUGUUGACAACACAGCCAUUAUGUGGGACAUUAUUAAAGGGAUAAAACUGUCAAUCUUUAAUGAACACAAGAGCUACGUGCAAGGUGUUACAUGGGAUCCUUUGGGGCAGUACAUUGCUACGCUUAGCUGUGACCGGGUAAUGCGUGUAUACAGCACACAGACCAAAAAAGUAGCCUUUAACGUAAGCAAGAUGUCAGCUGGUUGUGAUGGAGAGACCAAGAGCUAUCGAAUAUUCCACGAUGACGGUAUGAAGUCAUUCUUCCGCCGACUCACCUUCACACCAGAUGGCUCCCUGCUUCUCACUCCAGCUGGCUGCGUUGAAGCUGGAGAAAACGUUACCAACACAACUUAUGUCUUUUCCAGGAAAAAUUUGAAACGGCCCAUUGCUCACCUGCCUUGCCCAGCUAAGGCUACUCUAGCUGUUCGAUGUUGCCCGAUAUUCUUUGAGCUAAAGCAGGCUAAAACUGGAGAUGAGUCGACCAAGAAAAUGAACAUGUUUAACCUGCCGUAUCGACUGGUGUUUGCUGUUGUUUCUGAGGAUUCUGUACUGUUAUAUGACACACAGCAGUCAGUACCGUUUGGCUAUAUAUCAAACAUCCAUUAUCACACCCUGAGCGAUAUAGCAUGGUCGAGAGAUGGGACCUACCUGACCAUAUCGUCCACGGAUGGCUACUGCUCCUUCAUCGCGUUUGAGGAAGGCGAAUUGGGCGUGCCUCUGAAAGAGAAACCGGUGCUGUUUGUGCCGACCCCAGGCACAGCAGAUAAGAAAGCAAAGAAGGGGCAAGCGAACAGGAGUAUCCCCACAACCCCGAAACAGUCCGAGUGCAGCACACCCAGCAGGGUCACGGAGCAGAAUGACUCGGGAGCCCCAUCUCGGCUGAAGACACCCAGUGUGGCUGCGAAGAUCUCUCCCACGACCUCUCUCGGCUCCAAAACUUCCCCGACUUCCCUGGACAAGAAAUCUCCUCAGUCUGCCCCUCAGGGCAGCAAGGCCUCUCAGUCCAGAAGGAUCACUCUGAAUACGUUGGAGGCCUGGAGCAGGCCCAGCAAGCCCUUGGUGCCCAGGCGAAUCUCUCUCACCCCUGUGAACCCCAGCUCGUCUCAGCAGACAGCGGCACCAGCAGUAACCCAAGCAGAACAUGAGAGACCUUCUCCGCCAAGUGACCCUUCCUGCAAGUCUCCAGACGCGAAACGCUCCAGAACAGAGGACGACCCGGUGCUCAAUCCCGCCACUGUGGAUAGCUUGAAAAUGGACGAUGACUGUGGAAAGAACAAGUGAACAGUGCUCUGAAAUUUUUAAAAAUAUGUAUUUUUAUAAAACUGUGUUUCACUGUGAUUCUUCAAUGUACAGAAAAGUGCAUAUAAAGUGCCAUUGACUUUUUUUUUUGGAUACUUUGUUGUAGGUUGAAGUCUGCCAUACUAUCCUUACAGUGUUACUGGUAUUUGUGUCUGAAUGUGUAUAGUCAAGUUUUAGUUAUUAUUUGCUGUACAAAGUAUUAAUGAUGCCUUAAAAAAAUUAAACUG